Messenger RNA from Microtus oregoni (creeping vole), 2545 nucleotides. It is a transcript of the gene Cnr1, whose product is annotated as cannabinoid receptor 1. Gene Ontology annotation, molecular function: cannabinoid receptor activity. NCBI's taxonomy places the organism in Eukaryota, Metazoa, Chordata, Mammalia, Rodentia, Cricetidae. The record is from RefSeq and is a predicted model, not a curated record. The transcript has 2 exons. Gene Ontology annotation, biological process: G protein-coupled receptor signaling pathway. The coding region runs from base 426 to 1847 and encodes 473 amino acids. Gene Ontology annotation, cellular component: membrane.
GGCUCCAUCAGGUGGAAACCUUAAGGGGUCGAGUGGAGCCAAAUCUCAGGAGAGAAAGAGGUCUAAAACGCAAUUCAGCCGCAGCCACAACCGGCUGGGCCCCGGGGACCCGGCGGAGAAUGGCCCUCUCGACUGAAGCGCGGGCUACGCUCGUGUAUAGGGUUGCAAUUCGCCGUGAUAAAUGUAAAGACCAAUUAAGGUUUGAUCCGUGCACACAGGAGGCAGACGGCAGCGGAUAGUGGAACCAAUUAACGAGCAUGUCCCCUAAUUCCUGCGGCGGCGGCCGGGCGCACCGCUGGUCCCCAGGCGCCCGCCCCAGCAGAGCCCCCGCCCGCCGCGGCGGCGUCUCCCCGCGAGCAGGAGGGUUCCUUUCUGGCACCCCUUUCUCCAUCACUGUGAGUCUGGCCUGAUCGAAGUCUGAGGUUAUGAAGUCCAUUCUGGAUGGCCUUGCAGACACCACCUUCCGCACCAUCACCACAGACCUCCUCUACGUGGGCUCCAAUGACAUUCAGUACGAAGACAUCAAAGGAGACAUGGCAUCCAAACUAGGAUACUUCCCGCAGAAAUUCCCUCUGACUUCCUUCCGGGGUAGUCCCUUCCAAGAAAAGAUGACCGCAGGAGACAACUCCCAGUUGGUCCCCGUGGUAGACGCCACCAACAUUACAGAGUUCUACAACAAGUCUCUCUCUUCGUACAAGGAGAAUGAGGAAAACAUCCAGUGUGGAGAGAACUUUAUGGACAUGGAGUGCUUUAUGAUCCUGAACCCUAGCCAGCAGCUGGCCAUUGCUGUUCUGUCCCUCACACUGGGCACCUUCACUGUUCUGGAGAACCUGCUGGUGCUGUGUGUCAUCCUGCAUUCCCGCAGUCUCCGAUGCAGGCCUUCCUACCACUUCAUUGGCAGUCUGGCCGUGGCUGACCUCCUGGGCAGCGUCAUUUUUGUCUACAGCUUUGUUGACUUCCAUGUAUUCCACCGUAAAGACAGCCCCAAUGUGUUUCUGUUCAAACUGGGUGGGGUCACGGCCUCCUUCACAGCCUCUGUGGGCAGCCUCUUCCUCACAGCCAUCGACAGGUACAUAUCCAUUCACAGGCCUCUGGCCUAUAAGAGGAUCGUGACUAGGCCCAAGGCCGUAGUGGCCUUCUGCCUGAUGUGGACUAUUGCGAUAGUAAUUGCCGUGUUGCCUCUCCUUGGCUGGAACUGCAAGAAGCUGCAAUCUGUCUGCUCGGACAUCUUCCCACUCAUUGAUGAAACCUACCUGAUGUUCUGGAUCGGAGUCACCAGCGUGCUGUUGCUGUUCAUUGUGUAUGCAUACAUGUACAUUCUCUGGAAGGCUCACAGCCAUGCAGUCCGCAUGAUCCAACGUGGAACCCAGAAGAGCAUCAUCAUCCACACGUCAGAAGAUGGCAAGGUGCAGGUGACCCGGCCCGACCAAGCCCGCAUGGACAUUAGGCUGGCCAAAACCCUGGUCCUGAUUCUGGUGGUGUUGAUCAUCUGCUGGGGCCCCCUGCUUGCGAUCAUGGUGUAUGAUGUCUUUGGGAAGAUGAAUAAGCUCAUCAAGACAGUGUUUGCCUUCUGUAGCAUGCUCUGCCUGCUGAACUCCACCGUGAACCCCAUCAUCUAUGCUCUGAGGAGCAAGGACCUGAGACACGCUUUCCGCAGCAUGUUCCCUUCGUGUGAAGGCACCGCACAGCCUCUAGAUAACAGCAUGGGGGACUCGGACUGCCUGCACAAGCACGCCAAUAACACAGCCAGCAUGCACAGGGCCGCGGAAAGCUGCAUCAAGAGCACGGUUAAGAUCGCCAAGGUGACCAUGUCUGUGUCCACAGACACGUCUGCCGAGGCUCUGUGAGCCUGCUGCUUUCAUGGCUGCACAGAAAAGGAAAUUCUUUCUUUCUCUUUAGCUUAAAAUUUAGAAGUCUGUGGUCUAUUUUUUUUUAAAAUUUACCAUGUUUAGUAAAUAGUGACUGUCACUGUGCUUUUUUUCAGUUUGCUGACAUUUUAGUAGUUUAGGUACUUAAAUCCCAUUCUCCAGGGGUUUACAAUGAAGAAAGCCUGUUGCUUCAGUUGCUCAACAGUCCUUCCAAGUCUCUGAAAUAGAAGGGAAACCUUAGACUACAAAAUCUGAAGUCUAAGUAUCUGUAGAGAAACACCACAAAAUGAGUAAUGCCUUUGUAACCCCAACUUUCAUGAUAAUGUGGUAUGUGUCUGUCCCUAGUACUAAAAAGUGCAUUUUUACAAUAGGUACAGUGCUACAAUAGAGAUACUUUGUAAACUGUUUUAUGUCCUGUGAGUUGCGUAUCAGUGUUUACUGUGUCACUUUGUCUAGCUUAGCAAAACCAGAAGGUAGACCUUCAUAAGAACAAUGUCGUACUCGAUGGGCAUGUAGCAGCGUGACCCCUGUUUAGAUGGAAUGGUUGUCCAUGAUACGCAUUUAGAAACCUUAGUAUUUCUUCCAGUAUUCAUAUCUAAAGAAAACACAGAAAUAACCAUAAAGGGUUUUUUUUUGUUUGUUUGUUUUUGUUUUUGUUUUUGUUUUUUUUUGGUUAA